CGCGGGAUGAGGAGGAGGUGGAAUGCUGUGGCUGAAUCCUUCAGCAUUGUAGCCAACUCCAGUCUCGACCAUCUCCUGAUAAUAGCCUGCAUGCUAUGUCUGCAUAUACGUGAUGUCUGUAACACGAGAGGAGGAUGCCCGUCAGUCGGCCUGCAUUUGUUACCUUCACUUUGACUUACUUAUCUACCUCGUCGUCCAUCGCUCGUAUUUUCACCGUGACACGAACCUCCGAACUUGGUCCGCUCGGUGGUAAUGGAUUCUCAAGAUCCUCAAGUAGAGCCUGCUGCUGACAGUAACAAUCGUGUUCCUACAACCAACGACACGAAUGGAGAGCCGAAGAGUCGAAAGCUCCGUCAGACGUGCGAGGCUUGUCGAGAAGCCAAAAUUAAAUGCGAUAAAGGCAGUCCUCGCUGUCGCCGCUGCGAAAGACUCUCCUUCAAGUGUGUGUACAGUCCUGCGAGGCACUUUGGCCGACCGCGUCCGAGUUCUCAACGGACGGACGAGAACAUCGGCUCGGGCAGCGGGACGGGUGACGCUCGUGGCGCCGAUCAUGGCUCUCGGAUCGUGACGAACGAGAACAACUCGGCAUCUACAGUGACAACAGCGGCUGGAUCGACGGCACCCCAAACGCCAUCUUUCUCCACUCGGCCUGCUCUCCAUCGAAAUAGCUCUUCUCUUGCAACCUUCCAAUCCAACCGGCCUCGAUCAGACUCGUAUCCUGCCGCCCACAAUGGUCAACCUGGCGCUACCAAUGGGAUCGACUCUGAAAACGGAAACAAUAACUGCAGCGAUCAGAUUAACGACAUCGUCCAUGGCGGUCAUCCGACUCCCAACAAGAAUAACAACAACGUCAACGGCAGGGUCGACGACUUUGCGCAGAAUGCCUCAUCCGAUUGCUCUUGGAUUGCAGAUAUAGACAUAAUGUCAUCUCUCGACAAGUUCCCUCACAAUCCGUACGAGUACGAUUGUGCGACGGUAGCUGUUGCAACCAUCCGCGAAUUGUCCGAGUGGAGGCCGACCACCAACAUUCCGGCAUCAGCCGCCGAUAACACCCAUCCGGGAUCCGCCAACGCCGUCACAGCAGCGCACAUGCUCGCCGAGCAGAUCCCGCACGCCAGCCGCCAGGCGGCCCGGAUCCUUGUCUGUGCCUGCGCCGCCGACACGGACACGGCUCUGCUCGUGGCGUCUCUGGUCACGGCAAUCCUUGAAGGCGCAGGCGCCGCACUGCGCGCCCUCGAUGGUGGGGAACAGCAGGCCCUUCUUGUGUUCGGAACUUUGCCAUGUCUUUCUCGCGUCGUUACUCUGUUUGGCCAUCGAUACAGCGUGACGCAGACUCGGCGGCCCCCGCAGGCGCUUCUGCUGCUGGCUGCGUCGUUAAAGACGACUCUCAAGACUCUGGCUGGGGAGAUGACGGAUCGUUUCCUUGACGGUACCAGUGAUCCUUCACUUGCGUACAUGGCGCAUAUGUUGUAGAGAUAGUCAUUGGUUUCCAUAGGGCAAAAUUGAAAUCGAAUUCAUUCAUGAGACAUUUGAGCGAGACUCGAAUUCGAAGAUGUUGUCAUAAGAUUCCUAGCUAACGCAGACAAACAAUUAUGAGAAAGACAAUCGAAAACUGUAAGCAAUGAAGCAC
Molecule: messenger RNA, 1630 nt
Organism: Dissoconium aciculare CBS 342.82
Lineage: Eukaryota; Fungi; Ascomycota; Dothideomycetes; Mycosphaerellales; Dissoconiaceae
Exons: 1
Coding region: 253-1473 (406 amino acids)
Biological process (GO): regulation of DNA-templated transcription; aflatoxin biosynthetic process
Cellular component (GO): nucleus
Molecular function (GO): DNA binding; zinc ion binding; DNA-binding transcription factor activity, RNA polymerase II-specific
Source: RefSeq, a predicted model, not a curated record